Messenger RNA from Ipomoea triloba (trilobed morning glory), 1751 nucleotides. Its product is annotated as pectin acetylesterase 12-like. The record is from RefSeq and is a predicted model, not a curated record. Gene Ontology annotation, biological process: cell wall organization. The transcript has 12 exons. Gene Ontology annotation, cellular component: plant-type cell wall. NCBI's taxonomy places the organism in Eukaryota, Viridiplantae, Streptophyta, Magnoliopsida, Solanales, Convolvulaceae. Gene Ontology annotation, molecular function: pectin acetylesterase activity. The coding region runs from base 275 to 1552 and encodes 425 amino acids.
UACAUUAGAAUUCUUUAAAUUACCCGGCAAAAACACUCUCUUUCCACUAUUCACUCCCCAAGAAGAGCUUCCAUAGAUCUGUAAUACACCCCCACCCUACCUACAUUUCUUUAGGGGAGAAAAAUAUAUAUUUCGACAUAGAUUUGUGUCUGGGGAGGGAUUAGUUUAACGAUUUAGCCGACUAUCAGGCUGUAAAGAGCAUUUCUAUGUCGUAUGUAUAUUUUGUUUAGUUCACAUUAUUGCUAGCAUUUAGUUUCAAGAUUAGGGUAGUGAUAUGGCUAUGGAGAAGCUUAGGAUGGGAGUCUGGAAGCUGAUUUGCAUUGCGGCUUUGGUGGGUGUUGGGGCGGGCUUUGAAUUUGACGAGUUUUUCUUCAACAAAACGGAGCUGCCAUUCUUAGAAUCCGUGUUUAAUGGAUCUUUUGCUUCGGCCGCAGCCUUUAAUUCCAACCCGCUUAGUGUUCCCCUCACUCUCAUUCAAGGAGCUGCUGCUAAAGGAGCUGUGUGCCUAGAUGGAACUUUACCAGCUUAUCACAUUCAUCGGGGGUAUGGUUCUGGAGCAAACAGUUGGCUCAUUCAAUUAGAGGGUGGGGGAUGGUGUAACAACCUUAGGUCCUGCAUUUACCGCAAAACCACAAGACGUGGGUCAUCAAGGUUCAUGGAAAAGUGGCUUCCAUUUACAGGAAUUUUGAGCAAUAGGGCUGAAGAAAAUCCAGAUUUUUACAACUGGAAUAGAGUAAAAGUUCGUUACUGUGAUGGUGCUUCAUUUACUGGAGACAGUGAAAACAGGGCUGCAGGGCUGCAGUUUAGAGGACAACGUAUAUGGCAAGCAGCAGUGGAUGAUCUAAUGUCAAAGGGAAUGCGUUAUGCCAGACAAGCUCUUCUUUCUGGAUGCUCUGCUGGUGGUCUUGCUACAAUAUUACACUGUGAUGAGUUCCGGAACUUAUUUUCAAGUAAUACUAAAGUGAAGUGCCUGAGUGACGCUGGGUUAUUUAUGGACGCAGUGGAUGUAUCUGGUGGGCGUACCCUAAGGAAUUUUUUUGGAGGUGUAGUAAACAUGCAGGGUGCUGGGAGAAACCUGCCAAGAUCUUGCACUAACCACCUUGAUGCAAUCUCUUGUUUCUUUCCUCAGAACGUGAUCUCCAAUGUCAGAACCCCUCUCUUUAUUCUCAAUGCUGCCUAUGAUUCAUGGCAGCUCCAAGCCAGUUUAGCUCCUCCUUCUGCUGACCCUCAUGGCAGUUGGCACGGUUGUACACUGAACAAUCAGAAGUGUUCUGCGUCACAGAUUCAAUUUUUGCAAGGAUUUAGAAAUCAUAUGCUACUUGCUGUAAGGAGAUUCGCGGGUUUUAGACAGAAUGGUUUGUUCAUAAACUCGUGUUUCGCUCACUGCCAAUCAGAGAGGCAGGAUACAUGGUUUGCUGAUAACUCCCCUGUUAUUGGUAACAAGGCGGUUGCAAUCGCGGUGGGAGACUGGUAUUAUGAACGAGCCAUUGUGAGAGCCAUAGAUUGCGCCUAUCCGUGUGAUAAGACAUGCCACAACCUGGUGUUCAGAUGAGCCUUCUGCCUGCAUUUUUUUUUUUUUUUUGGUUCGUUCUUUUCUAAGGUUUAGCUCAAAUAUAUGAUAGCCUUUAUCUGUAGUGUUCCCAUUUCCAUUGAUUUAAAAUUUACAAUUUACAAAUGUUUUUAAAGAGAAGUGAACGAGGACAAUAAAUACAGCCGAUUUGAAGUGUAAUGCACAUGUCUUACUCCUGUUA